Molecule: messenger RNA, 850 nt
Organism: Racocetra persica
Lineage: Eukaryota; Fungi; Glomeromycota; Glomeromycetes; Diversisporales; Gigasporaceae
Source: the annotation of a GenBank genome assembly
GCUUUCGCAGAAGUAAAAAAAGAUUCGCCAGAAAAUUAUUUAAAUGGAUGUUUAAGGGAAAUCCAAUUCCGCCAAGAAAGAAAUCAACUAACUUGGGAAAAAAGCCAAAAAAUUAGCCACUUCAUUAGCCAGUCAAAUCCGACCGAACAAUUGGCUUGGAUACAAGAGAAGAAUAAGGAAAAAUACGAAAAAAUGAUUAAGAAUAUACAAGAGAUUUUAGCCCGUCCGCAAGCAAAAGAAUUGGAAAAAAAUGUUUUACAAACUGCCCCCAAAGAUUUUCUUAAUCGUUAUCUCUUAAUCGUAAAUAAAGAUAAGGAAUUAAACGAAAAAAAAAAAGAUGAUAUGGCCGAAGUUUCCGAGACGAUGCCUGAGACAGAUGAAUCAUCAACAGAAGCCAAGCCAGAAUCUAAGCCCGCAGAAAAAAGGCGAGAACCUUUCUUUCAUUUUAAUUUAUUUGUUCCGGUUCCCAGUGGUUCAUUGACAGUUUUGCGUUGUAUCAGCCAGGGAGAAAUAGCCGCAAGGAUUAAUAAAGAGGUUCAAGAGCAAGAAGUAAUUGAAGUCCGGGGCUAUUUGAGAAAUGAAAAAGAUAGCCGUCAAAUAUUAGUUAGAGUAGUGGAAUUUGCUAAACUCGAUAUAAGUUUUGAAAAAAUUAGUUUGGAAAAUUCUAAUCAAGUGCGGCUACUUGGCAAAAUAGUUAGUGAGUGGCAAUUUGUUGCAGAAUACAGACAAAAACCGGAAGUAUUAUCCUUUAAAUUGGCAGUUCCCCGCGAAGGAGUUAGAUCACCGCUUUUCUUUUGUCGAAUAAAUGAGAAAGAAUUGGUAGACGAAUUUAAUGAAAAAUUACAAAAAG